GCGACAUACAACAUGCACGGAACAUAUAAACGAUCCUAAGUGUAUAGUGUUCAAGUGAGUGAACCUUUUUGUGAAGUGAUACGGUGUUUACAAUGUGUGUGUGUUAGAAACGAUGGGUUGUGAGCUAGGGAAACUGGCAAUAGCCCAGCGAGGGGGACCAGUAGGGGGAAAUAGCAGGGGGGGCGACGACCCCCCGGCUCCAGCACCCCCUGACCCCAGACUACCCCUGACGGCCAAGCAGAAGUACAGCAUGCUCGCCUCAUGGAAAGGCAUAUCCAGAGCCAUGGAACCUACUGGAGUCUACAUGUUUAUCAAAUUGUUUGAAGAGCACGAGGAACUUUUGUCACUGUUCACGAAGUUUCGAGAACUCAAAACGCGCGACGCCCAGGCUAACUCUAUGGAGCUACAGGAACACGCAACCAAGGUCAUGUCUACCCUGGAUGAAGGUAUCAAGGAGUUGGACGACCUCGACUCAUUCUUCGAGUACCUCCACCAGAUCGGCGCCUCGCAUAGAAAGAUCCCCGGGUUUAAACCAGAGUACUUCUGGAAAAUAGAGAAGCCGUUCUUAGAAGCUGUAAAGAUGACACUCGGUGACCGAUAUACAGACAACGUAGAGAACAUAUACAAGAUCACGAUAAAACUAAUCAUAGAGACAUUGGAGAAGGGUUACACUGGAGGCAGCUAGGGGCAGUGAUAACAGCUGAGGUCAAAGUCAAGGUCAUCAGUAGACGGUAUUCAGACUGAAGAUGGAGAUACCGAGUCGGAUCGGAAAUUUGUACCUCGUUCAUUUCAUUUCUGAUAACCAUUAUCAUAGGGUAGAUUGGUAAAGGUUGAGAGUGUAAAACCAUUGAGUUUCGGAUACUGAAGCAGACAUCCCAUCUGUACGGGCCUGAUGUCACCUAUUUUUCAUUUAAAAAGAUUAAAGUUCAAUUAGCCAUUCAUAAAGUGUGUUAGAGUCAAAAUUCAGUUUUCUAUCUUAUAUUUUUCGUUGUGGAGAUAUUUUAAAUAACACAUAAGAUGCUUUAGCAUGUAAGUUAAGUCACCAGUUUGACUUAGACCAAAAGUCUUCAUAAUUGACAUAAUUAAGUAUCUUACCUCCACACAAUCUGUCGGUGGCCCAAUUCAACUUCUUUCAACGUUUUUUAUUUAAAGAACUGGCGACAGUUUCAACAUAGGGAUGGAGUGUCUAGUUGUAUUACUAUUCAAAUUUAAAAUGUAUAUAUCAACGAUUUGUGGUUAAAUACACCAUAUAUUUAAUUGAACAGCCUUGACUCCUUUGUUCAAUUAUAAGAUGAAGAUCUACUUGCCUAUUUGCCAUUUAUUCGCGUGUGUAACUCUGUCUGACAAGCAUCGCUCGAUGUGAUGUAUGUUAAAUAUUAUCGAAUGUUGCUAAAGAUGAGCUGGCAUAAGCUCGUAACGUGCAGCCUCAACUUACUUUAUUUGACAUAAUAUUAAUAUUAUGGCAAAUUGGAAAGUAGAUUUUCAUCUUUUAACACUAUCUUUUUGAGAGCAUUGUACAAAGUCAUUCUAUCAAUAUGUACCAAUUUGGUCAACUAGUAAAGUGUUUUUUAACAAUACAAGAAGUGUUUUAAAAUUUUCGUAACCAACACCUGUAAAUAAGGCAACGCCAUCUACAAAUGUAAGCUAAAUAGCAAUUACUAAACAAAAAUACAAAAUGAUAUAUCAAUUAAACAAUUGGGCGUUUAGCGUUUCAUGAAAAUUUGUGUUAACAGAAAUAAUGUUUAGUAUGGUAUCGUUUGAGAAAAUUCCGUAACACAUCUCUAACUAAUUAUGUAUAAAUACUCAUUUGAAAGCCGUUACACCUUCCUAUCAACUGUACGUCCGUUGUACACCAUGUUGCUUUAGUAUGUCAUGGUUGGAUUGCAUGGCUCAGGUCGAUAAGUGUUUACCAAUGUCAAGUGUACAUUCGCAAUGACUGUUUUCCAUUUGUACGUUUUAUGUUUUUCUUUUGUUGUAAGUGAGCGAUAGCGAUAGACUUGUUGUAUGUAUGGUUGUUAGAGUAAAAGUGUUGUCUGUCCCGAACCAAACGAGUUAUGCCAUUUUUUUCACUGCUUUCAACAGUUGUUGACACGUUUUCAUAUGUGGUCGUUGUAGGGAAAUAUUGUGAGCACGAUUAUUACUUCAAGUAAAAUUCAACAGCGCAUAUGUUCAGUUAAAUUCAACUAAUUUAAUCUUUUUCGAAGUUAUUCUGUUGGUCAAAUUAAUUGUUACUGUAAAAGUUGUUGCUGUCAAAUUGAAGCAUAAAAUUGUUUAGCAUAAUAUAACCUAGAUACAAAAUUACUAAAUCACCAACCGGGAUACAUACCUUGAUUUCAUAGUUUUGUAUUACAACUGAAUUUGUUAGCUAAGGCCAAAUAGAUUUGUAAUAAUUAAGUGGAAUGUGAAACUUUUUAAGGUUUAAAGCAUUAUAUAAGUUUGAUAAGGGCUUAUGAAGUUUUAUGACUCCUAUAGUUUUAAGUUUAAGAGGCCAACGAGGCUUAAGUACUCCAGCAUUUAGCAUGUUAAUAAAGUGCAUAAUAUUUAGAGCAUUGCACCAUCAUUUAUCUAUUUACAUUUGUUUUGACUUUUUUACUUUCAUGUAUAACAAUGCAUCAUGCAACAAUGCUAGUAUGAGCCAUAGUAUUAUUCUACAUUAAAAACAGAUAUUCAAGCAGUAUUUUGCAUUUUUAUAGGUUAAAGAUCUUGCAUUGCCUACUUAGAUUACGAAAUAAAACACAAAAAUAUCUAGAUCCCCACUUAAGUAUUUAAAUUCUAAACCCCCUACUUCAAGCAUUUUGAGGAUGUACAGUUAUUUCGAAAUUGGUACACAUCAAAAUAAUGUAAAGUUAAACUAUUCAUCCUUAACUCUCAUAAGUGAUGUGCUACCAUGAAAUUAACAUUCCAUCCCCCUUGUUGAGGCUAGAUUAAAAAUUAAUCGUUAAAUUAAAUUCUCUCUGAGUAAAAUUUGUGUAUAACAUUUUUGGUUGAUUUUCCAAAUUAAAUUUUUAAAUUUAUAUUUAAGUCCUAAAGCGAAUUCCCCGUACAGUAUUAUACAAGAUUCUUUUAAUUACUUCCAAAUAGUCCUUAUACUGUUUGUAUAAUAUGAUUUCAUGAAUAUAACCGAAAGCAAGGAAAUGGCCUUAUAAUUUAUCUUGUCAACUAAGGUAUCCAUAAAGCUCUUAAAAUAAAAUCAAUGUAAAGCCUUAAUUUAUAAUUUAAAUACUUAUAUACUUUCAGUUUCAACAAAUAAACAUAAGCUUUUAAAUCUUCAAAAUUUACAAAUUUAAAUAAGGAUAUGUUGUUUGAUUUAUCUUUGUUGAGUAAGCCUUAAACUCUUACUUUAGACUCUUAACACUUUUAUGGAAUCUGUAAAUAAUAUCUACACGAUUACCGUUUUCAACUUUAGUACUUAAUAACGAAAAUGUUGAGUGAAUUUAGAUUACUUUGUGGUUUGUUACAAAGCGGCAUAUUCUAAACAGUAAUGAAGAAUUAUGUUGUUAAUAUUAUAACGUAAACGAUAAAUAAAAACAAUUUUAUCCGUGAUGAUUUCAUAUAAUUCACUUGGCCUAUGUGAAAGCACUCUAUACCAGAAAAUAUCUUUAACUGAGUACACACAGAUUUUUCAAAUUAUUUAAGGAAAUAUUUAAAAAUAACUUUGUUAACUUUCCUUGGUAAAAUCUAAUUAUAUAAAAAAGUAUUGGCUGACCAUCAUGUAUUUGUUGUUGAAGUUCUUCCUAUUUAAGUUUAUUACAUUUUGUAAUAUUUUAUACAAAUGUAAUACCUACGUGCACAAUAAUUUGACUGCUACGAUUUAUUACAAGUGCAUUUAAUUGAAUAAUUAUUUAACAGUAUUAUAGGUCAUUAAUACUUUUUUUAUACAAGUAAUAAUUUUGUAUAUUUACCCUACUGGACCAAAGACAAAUCUGUGUGUAUACAGUAAACUAUGUAAAUUGUAUAUAGAUUUGUAGAGAGUAUUUGUACUUUAGACAUGUUUUGUGUAAAGCCCUAUAUAUUGCAGUUAUAUAGUUUAGUAAUUUUGUUUGAAAAGUUGUUUAUGUUAGUUAUAAUAAAACACUUAAGUGUUUUCGUUUACUUCUUUAACUCGAUAGCUAGUAAUCUUGAAUAUUUCGUCAUUACAAGUUUAUGACUAUUGUGAUUGAUUUACCGUUUGACUUUUAUAACCAUAUUUUAAGUGGCCAAUUUUGCUGCCAUGGCUGAAGUAUGUAAUUAGGCGCCCAUUUUAAUUAAGUAAUCUUUUUAAUAAGAGAUAUCGGGCUUAAACGUUGGUUUGGUCAAUAUUUAUAGUUUAUUGAUGUAAAAAUAUAUAUAUGAGCGUGACAUAAA
Molecule: messenger RNA, 4344 nt
Organism: Macrosteles quadrilineatus (aster leafhopper)
Lineage: Eukaryota; Metazoa; Arthropoda; Insecta; Hemiptera; Cicadellidae
Product: neuroglobin-like
Exons: 4
Coding region: 113-685 (190 amino acids)
Molecular function (GO): heme binding; oxygen binding
Source: RefSeq, a predicted model, not a curated record